Messenger RNA from Paramecium octaurelia, 367 nucleotides. Lineage: Eukaryota; Ciliophora; Oligohymenophorea; Peniculida; Parameciidae. The record is from the annotation of a GenBank genome assembly.
CUAUUAUUCCUAAAUCGCUUCAUCCACCAUCGAUUUAAGAGUCUAUCGGAAUAGAAACAAGAACCCAAUAGAUACUGAUUACUGUAUUUAUUGUUUAAGAUAAUAUACUCUCUGAUCAGAAUUGGUCUCAUUGAAUUCAUCAAUAUAUGAUCACUUCCUAGUAUACCUUGUUAUCUGUUCGGAUUGGACAAAUAUUAUUUGAUUAAUUAGAAUGCAUAUAUGAUUGUAGAAAUAAUUAACAUAAUAUUUGAUAAGAUGGAUUCAUCAGGCUAGCAAAAAAACUACUUUGGUUUAUAGUAUAUAAAAAUAUGUCAGAUGGAUCAUUGCAUCUGAAGAUUUCGAGAGAGAAUAUAAAAUAAAAUUACAC